ACUUCGCUCUCUCUCUUCGCUUUGCGGAAUAUCUCUUUGCCUCAUCAUGACUCUGGAAGAAGUUCAGGUCCAGGCCGCGUCCCCCUGCACCGGCCAGGCGCUGGUGGACGUGCUGGAGACCGCCCAAGACAACGACUGCCUCACCGUGGGCGUGUACGAGUGCGCCAAAGUCAUGAACCUAGACCCGGACAGCGUGUCCUUCUGCGUCCUGGCCAUGGACGAGCAGUUCCAGUGGGACGUGGCUCUGCAGAUCCACUUCACUCUCAUCCAGUCCUUCUGCUUCGACAACGACAUCAGCAUCGUGCGCGUGAGCGACCGCCAGCGUCUGCACGAGCUGGUGGGGCGCAAAGACGAGGAGGCGCACUGCGUCCUGAUCACGGGGCCGUGCGAGGGCUCGUGGGACGACCCGUCUCUGGAGAAGCUGCGCGUGUUCUGUGAGGAGAGCCGCGCCCUCAACGACUGGCUGCCCGAGAUCAGCCUGCCCGCGCGCUGA
Molecule: messenger RNA, 493 nt
Organism: Boleophthalmus pectinirostris (great blue-spotted mudskipper)
Lineage: Eukaryota; Metazoa; Chordata; Actinopteri; Gobiiformes; Gobiidae
Product: growth arrest and DNA damage-inducible protein GADD45 gamma-like
Exons: 2
Coding region: 47-493 (148 amino acids)
Biological process (GO): regulation of cell cycle
Cellular component (GO): cytoplasm; nucleus
Source: RefSeq, a predicted model, not a curated record